GUCCGAGUCCCACCUUGGUCUCACCCUCCCGCCACACACGCUCUGUAUCGCUCACAUCCCGUCCUCAUCAUGGCAGAACACGACGACACUCUUGUCAUGCGCAGAUCUAAGCGGGCUACGGCAGGGAAUAGGAUGGAGGCAGCGUUAGCUGAGUUUCGCGCCGAGGAUGUAGGCAUGGACGUGGAAGAGGACGUUGAUUUCGUUGUCGUCAAAGACGAGGAGGACGCUUUCGAAUCCGACUUCGAGAGCACCGACGAGGAGGCUCAGGAAGACAUCAAUGUCUUGGAGGAGAGGAAGGCCUGGGACGACGAGAGGCAACCUCGUAAAGUCUGUGGAUUACCUUCAUGAUGAGUCUUCCCGCUCAGAUUCCCGCAGGGUGGUCGCUCCAAGUUGGACAGGGUGACCGCCGCUGCACAUGCGCGUCAAAAGGCAACCUUCAAUCCACAAGUGGAAGAACAGCAGAACCCGGAGUCUCAUGUUACCAAAGUGAAGAGAAGAGUAUCUAUGGGCUCGGU
Messenger RNA from Rhodofomes roseus, 515 nucleotides. RefSeq lists its product as uncharacterized. The transcript is spliced from 3 exons. Bases 70 to 348 code for a protein of 92 amino acids. The record is from RefSeq and is a predicted model, not a curated record. NCBI's taxonomy places the organism in Eukaryota, Fungi, Basidiomycota, Agaricomycetes, Polyporales, Fomitopsidaceae.